Brassica oleracea var. oleracea is the source of this 4109-nucleotide messenger RNA. Its product is annotated as probable WRKY transcription factor 16. Gene Ontology annotation, molecular function: ADP binding. The record is from RefSeq and is a predicted model, not a curated record. The transcript has 7 exons. The annotation marks the transcript as partial. Gene Ontology annotation, biological process: defense response; signal transduction. NCBI's taxonomy places the organism in Eukaryota, Viridiplantae, Streptophyta, Magnoliopsida, Brassicales, Brassicaceae.
AUUCUUCUUUUAGGAUCUGUGCUGCUACGAUUAUUCUGGGUACCCUAUUGUUUAUUGUUUACAGAAAACUCAGAUCCACAAAUCGAAACAGUGGCUUCAUCUCCCAAUUUCUCGACUCCAUCAAGCGAUUUGGAAGCAGUGUCUAAUGGAUCACCACUACAGCACGCCGUCUACAUCUACUGCGCAGAGACGUUACGGAACACCUUCGCCAGCCACCUCUCCGUGGAUUUCCGCCGCAAACGCAUUGCUGCAUUUGUGAACUGCGAUGAUGAUGAUGUGACAGAGGGAGCUUCUGUGGUUUUUGUUUUUUCCAAGAACGACUCGUGCUUUGACAAGCUCGUGACGGUUCUUCAGUGCCGGAGGAAAACAGGCCUCCUGGUGGUUCCGGUGUUCUAUGGUGUAAGUCCAUCAGAGGUAGUGGUGCCGGAGCACGAUUCUGGUGAUCGGAUAAGAGAAUGGAGUCGCGCUCUCCGCGAACUGAGAGAAUUACCAAGCCACCAGUCUAGUGAGGAGUGUGGUGAGUGCCAAGUCGUGGAAGACAUUGUCAACGCUGUGUAUGAAAAACUAUUUCCCACGGAACAGAUUGGAACCAACUCGAGGCUGGUGGAGAUAGAACGGUUGCUUUGUAAGCAACCUUGGGGUAUCCGCCGCUUAGGGAUCUGGGGUAUGCCCGGCAUAGGCAAGACCACUCUCGCUAAAGCAGUUUUUCACCAGAUAUCUGGAGGCUAUGAAGCUUCUUGUUUCAUCAAACACUUUGACAGAGCUUUCCAUGAGAAGGGACUUCACUGUCUGUUGGAGGAGCAUUUUGGGAAAAUCCUCAAGGAACUUCCUCGUGUAUGCAGUAGCAUUACGAGGCCUAGUCUCCCUGGGGACAAGAUAAGCAAGAAGAGAACUCUUGUUGUUCUUGAUGACGUGCAAGAUCCUUUAGGUGCCCUGUCUUUUCUCGGAAGGUUUCAUUGGUUUGGCCCGGGCAGCCUAAUCAUCAUAACCUCCAGAGAUAAACAAGUGUUCCGCCUUUGUCAGAUGAAUCACGUGUACGAGGUUCAGGGAUUGAGUGAGAACGAGGCUCUUCAGCUUUUCUCUCAGUGUGCAUUUGGGAAAAGUAUAAGAGAACAAAAUCUUCUGGAGCUGUCAAUGGAAGUGAUUGACUAUGCUAAUGGAAAUCCGUUUGCUCUAAGCUUUUACGGCAGAGAGCUCAAGGGUAAGAAAGUAUCAGAAAUGGAGACGACUUUCCUCAAACUCAAGCUUCCUACUCCAUAUAAGAUUCAUGAUUUAUUCAACAGCAGCUACAAAACUCUCAAUGACAACGAGAAGAACAUUUUUCUGGACAUUGCUUGUUUCUUCGUGGGAGAAGAUGUUGACUAUGUGAUGCCACUUCUUGAGGGAUGUGGUUUCUUUCCACAUGUUGGGAUUGAUAUUCUUGUGGAGAAAUGUCUUGUAACUAUUUCAGAAAAGAGAGUGCUAAUGCAUAGAAUAAUCCAAGACUUUGGCAGAGAAAUAAUCAACGGAGAAUCAGAACAGAUGGAGAGGCGUAGCAGACUGUGGGAACCUUGGACCAUAAAAUUUCUACUUGAAGCAAAUGGACAUCCCAGAGCAACCUGUAAACGUGUUUUGGGCACUGAAGACAUCGAAGGCAUCUUUCUGGACACAUCGAACUUACUCUUUGAUGUGAAGCACACUGCUUUCGAUAAUAUGCUUAACCUUAGAUUCCUGAAGAUUUACUGUUCCAGUCACGAAAAUCAACAUAGACUCGGCCUUCCGAGAGGACUUGAGUCUCUGCCUUAUGAGCUAAGACUUCUCCACUGGGAGAACUAUCCUUUGGAAUACUUGCCACAAGACUAUGAACCAUGCCACCUAGUUGAACUCAAUAUGUCUUACAGUCAUCUUCAGAAACUUUGGGGAGGAACCAAGAACCUCGAGAUGUUGAAGGUUUGUAGGCUUUGUCAUUCCCAACAGCUGACUGAGAUUGACGAUCUUUGUAAAGCUCGAAAUAUCGAGAUAAUUGAUCUCCAAGGUUGUACAAAAUUGCAUAGAUUUCCACCCACGGGUCAAUUACAGCAUCUCCGAGUUGUAGAUCUUUCAGGUUGCACAGAGAUCAGAAGUUUCCCAGAUGUUUCACCUAACAUUGAGGAACUACAUCUACAGGGAACUGGCAUAAGAGAAUUACCAAUAUCCCUUGUGGCCCAUGUCGUCUCAUCAAAUCAGAAUCUUGACAAACUUGUUUUGCUAAAUAUGAAAGAUUGUUCUAAUUUGCAAAGUCUGCCUCAACUGGUUGAUUUAGAAUCGCUUGAAGUUCUUGAUCUCUCUGGAUGCUCGGAGCUCAAGAGUAUACAGGGAUUCCCACGAAACCUGAAAAGGUUAUAUAUUGUUGGCACUGCUGUUAAAGAACUUCCACCGCUUCCCUGGAGUAUAGAACUCUUGAAUGCACAUGGUUGUGUGUCUCUUAUAUCAAUUCCUUUUGGAUUUGAGAAACUUCCUAGGUAUUACACAUUCAGUAACUGCGUUGCUCUUUCUGCACAAGUGGUCAGCGAAUUUGUAGUUAAUUCUCUGACUAAUGUAGAGCGCAUGGCGAGAGAGUAUCAGCCGGAACUCAACAAAUCUCUGGCUUUCAGCCUCACCGUGCCUUCGGCUUCAAGUAAACAGUUCACAUGUGAUCUGCAACCAGGGUCUUCUGUGAUGAUACAACUGGGUUCUUGGCGCAGCACGCUCGGCUUUGCUAUUAUAGUCGAACUUUCAUUUUCGGAAGAUUACCACGAGGCUAGUGAUUUUGGCAUUAGUUGUGUCUGCAGAUGGAAAGACAAGGGAUUCAUCUCUCAUAGGCUGGAAAAAAGCUUUCCUAUUUGGACUCCAGGGGAAGGUGUUCCAAGAGAUCACGUGUUUGUCUUCUGUGAUCUCAAUAUGCAUCCGAGUAACUGUGAAGGAAAUGAUCCCUAUAUAUUGGCUGAUCUUGUGGUAUUUGAAUUCUUUGCGGUGAACAAGGAGAAAAAGCCUCUAAAUGAGAGUUGUACAGUGACGAAAUGUGGAGUCCGUGUGAUUACUGAUGCAAAUGGAGGUGCAAGUUGUAACAUGAGUCAACCAUUUCCAUCCUUGGGUUACCUGCAAGAGAGUUUUGAUAGUGAGAUGGAAGAAGUAUUGAGGGUCAUCUUUGAUAUCUUAGACAAGAAUGAUAGAAAUUUGGUUCUUUACAUUGCAUGUCUGUUCAAUGACGAGAAAGCUGAUUUCCUGACACCGAUUAUAGCUAGCAUUGACCUGGGGAUUAGUUCUAGGCUCGAGUUCUUAGCCAAUCAGUCUCUCAUACAUAUAUCUCCAUAUGGUAUUGUAGUGCGACAUGGUUUACUUGAGAAAAUAGGUAGGGAGAUUGUAGUGCUCUCAAAGAACUAUGCGUCUUCGAGUAGGUGCUUGGAUGAGCUGGUAGAGAUUAUGAAUUGCAAUAGAGAGUUUCAGAAAGUAGUGACUAUUUUCGACAAUGUGGUUCCUUCUGACGUUGGAAGGUUGGCCGACUUAGCAAACAUAGACGGAGUGAAUUCUCGCAAGUGGGAUAAUGAAGCAAAGAUGUUGGAUAAAACUGGAUGUGACGUUCUGGAGGAGAUAAAUCAUACAACGUCAAAUGAUUCUGGCGAUGUGAUUGGAGUUCAAGAUCAUGUUACAGACAUGGGUUAUUGGUCGGGUUCGGAAUCUGAGGAAGUGAAGAAAACAGUUGGGAUCUCAAUUUCCUUGGAAAAAGGGGAAAAGAUAAAUGCAAGUAUGGUUGCAAUGCCGGUGGAGCCACCAAUGAUAAGAUCCGAAGCACGGAGUCCUACUUUUCGAGAUCGAAUCCCCUUUGCUGAGCUUUAUACUGGAGAAAUCCCAGCUGCAUUUUUACAAGGGCUGCACAAUAUCCGCUCUGUGCUCCAAUCUCAAAAGUCCAUACGACUAUAAGCGAGCUAAGCCAAACCAAAAUGUUCCCUCGGCUCCGUACCUUUUUUUAGUAUACAUGUAACAUAUAGAUCAUAGAUACAGAUAUAUAUGAACUGUAUAUACAUGAAAGUAGAUCAUUUGUAUCUACCAAAUAAUCAUAAGACUGUUAAGACUUUACAAACAAAGAUAAUAAAACUAUCUGAGUACCAUAA